Messenger RNA from Fonsecaea multimorphosa CBS 102226, 279 nucleotides. RefSeq lists its product as uncharacterized. Bases 1 to 279 code for a protein of 92 amino acids. The transcript has a single exon. The record is from RefSeq and is a predicted model, not a curated record. Lineage: Eukaryota; Fungi; Ascomycota; Eurotiomycetes; Chaetothyriales; Herpotrichiellaceae.
AUGGACACUGGGCGGCCGUCGACACUAGCUGACUUUGGAUAUCCACCUCAACACCAAGUAUCGGGCCCUGCUCUGUUCAAAGACGACUACAGCAAACUGUAUUUCUGCCAAGGUUGUCCUUUGAUGCGGCCCAAAUCUGGUCAAUAUCCGGCCUUGCAGUGCCAGCUUGAUCCACGCUUCUCCCGAUUUUUCACCACAUCCAAGGAUUUGGAUCCUUCCACUCUCAGUCCCUACCCCGUUCUCGGACACGAGGCCCUGUCAUUCUUCAAUGUAACUUGA